Messenger RNA from Seriola aureovittata, 1427 nucleotides. It is a transcript of the gene slc46a1, whose product is annotated as solute carrier family 46 member 1. NCBI's taxonomy places the organism in Eukaryota, Metazoa, Chordata, Actinopteri, Carangiformes, Carangidae. Bases 1034 to 1390 code for a protein of 118 amino acids. The record is from RefSeq and is a predicted model, not a curated record. The transcript has a single exon.
UCACACUUGCAAUUAUAUUAAUGAUUGAAUAAUUAAAUAGAGUUAUUAUCAUAAAUUAGAACUAAUGAUAAUCAUAACACUGUUAGUAUACUAUUAGUAUUUUGGUUGCUGUCUAAUUAUUUCUCUGGUGCAUCCUUCACAGUAUAUAUUGCGCAUAUUAUUUUAAAUAUCUUGAAAGCAUAAACCUAAUCCCCAUGCAAACAAAGAAAACUACAAUUCACACACAAAAGGAAAUGAGCCAUCGAAAUACAGUUAACUCGAGCAUCCAAAACAAAAGUCUUUGCCAAGCAUCACAAGUCACGAAUGUUUUUUUUAUUUUCAGCAUUGCUCUGUAACUGUUUCUGUCAAAGUAAUCUGAACAGUAAUAAGAUGUGUCACUAGGAUUUUUUUUCAUUUAUAGGCAAAAAAAAUAAAAGAAAUAGGCUAAAUGACUAUUAUACUGAUUAUAAGACUUGUGAUACUAAUUGAAGACAAUAAUCUGCUUGAAAUAGCAUUACAAUCCACUUAUUUACUAACCACUUCACAUUUUUGUAGAAUAAACAAAAAUUCAGCUCGUUUCACAGCUGUUAUUCUAUGGAAAACCCCAAGUGUGUGCAUGAUAAAAUAGCCUUUAAUCUAACACUUUUCAGGAAGAGCUGGGCUUUGUUUCAACGAGGCUAAAAGUGUUGGCACGGAUAACAACUCUCAGCAGUAUAAAUCUCAGCAAAAAGAUAAAUUGAACUGAAGUGUAGUUCACCUCUUCGUCCAGGUGGCGUUGCUGAGUCCACGCUGUAUGUGCUCCAGUGUCGCUUCCUUUAUUUAGCUGAGCUGGUAGAUAUAUUGCCGUCAAGCUUAUUUUACAUAAACCCAAACAGAAACACCAGCGGCGUGAACAAACUAGCAUUAGCAUGAUUAGCUAGUUAGCAACACGACGACACCGUUACAGAAAAGAGCAGCAGAGAGCGGGUUAAAGUGUCGCUUCUGUCCGAUUCCUCUGUGAACACCGAGUUAGUAACGUUACCGCUGUUAAUGUUUACAGGUGACCCAGUUCAACAUGGACGAGUCGGACACAGCAGCGAUCCUUCCCGGCGAUGUCCUCAGCGCAACAUCAACGGGCGACCAAAUGUCGAACUCAGUCGGCCGCAAAGAUGAGCCCGACGUACCGACCACCGGCUCUGUACGACCACCGUUUACAUGCUCGCUGCCGGUUUCAGUGGAGCCAGUGUUGUUCCUCUCCAUGUUUUCUCUGGCCCUGCAGGCGCCCCUGUCCACUCAGUAUCUGUGGGACCGCAUCAGCGAGGACCUCGGCUACAACGGCACCAAGAGGUCGGAGUGCAGCAAUGGCUCCGUGACCCCUGACCCCCUUCAGAAGGUAACGGUAGUCCAAUAUUACAUUCACAUCGCAGCAUGACUCCCAGUGUCACCAGUCUGCUGCUGCUGUUGGCAAA